AUGUCUCUUAUCUAUCCGAAUCAGGCACGCUCUACGACCGAAGUACACCUGCCGAGUGGACCAGUCAACAUCAACCAAGCUCCCCAAGACGACAACGUCGCAGAGCCAUUCAUUGACAUCGCCGCACUGACCGUUACCUUUGUUCUCAUGGGAGCCUUCAUCGCCGUCCUCUUCUACGCCUGGCGAACGAGAUGUGACGGCCGACGAAACGCAUGCGGAGCCUGCCACAAGCGACAACACAGCAAUCUGAGCUACCGCGAUGAUGACCUGGAGGACGCCGGCCUCAUCUUCGAUGGAAAGGACGUGGCUGGCAAACAAGACUAG
This is a messenger RNA of Exophiala dermatitidis NIH/UT8656, 324 nucleotides long. RefSeq lists its product as uncharacterized. Lineage: Eukaryota; Fungi; Ascomycota; Eurotiomycetes; Chaetothyriales; Herpotrichiellaceae. The record is from RefSeq and is a predicted model, not a curated record. Bases 1 to 324 code for a protein of 107 amino acids. The transcript has a single exon.